Messenger RNA from Lolium rigidum, 962 nucleotides. Its product is annotated as U-box domain-containing protein 35-like. The coding region runs from base 1 to 837 and encodes 278 amino acids. The transcript is spliced from 4 exons. The record is from RefSeq and is a predicted model, not a curated record. NCBI's taxonomy places the organism in Eukaryota, Viridiplantae, Streptophyta, Magnoliopsida, Poales, Poaceae.
AUGGCCGAGGAGGUCCGAGACGACGAUCAACUUCGUGGUGGCGGCGCGAUCGACGUCUGCAAGGACGACCGACACACGAGCAACCAAGGCAACGAGGACAGCGCGUGGGAGAUAGAGGAGGUGACCGGGCCGUCGUCUCCUCCUCCCCCUGCCGCGGAGCCGCCGGCCUCCGACGCCGACGACGUGUACGUGGCGGUGGGCAAGGGCGGGUCCAGCAUGGCGGCGCUGUCGUGGGCGCUGCGGCACCUCGCCAAGCCCCGGAGCUUCGUCUACCUCGUGCACGUCUUCCCCACCGUCGCCACCAUCCCCACCCCAUUAGGAAUGAUGCCAAAGAGUAGAGCAACCCCAGAGCAGGUAGAAAGUUACAUGAACCAAGAGAGAUCAAAGAGGCGAGAGAUGCUGCAGAAAUAUCUAGACCACUGCCGCAACUUUAAGGUCAACUUUGAUGUGUACCUCAUCGAGAGUGAUCAAGUCGCUGGCGCGGUCGUUGAACUCAUUCCUGUUUUUACCAUAAAGCAGCUAGUGUUGGGAGUUUCGAAAUCCAAUUUGCGGAAGCUGAAGAAAGGAAACACAAUAGCAGGACAGGUACAGAAGAACGCACCUCCCUACUGUGAAGUCAAGAUUGUCUGCGAAGGCAAAGAAGUUACAGUGUCGGCAACUGAUCCGACACCACCAUUUUCACCUUCCCCUGUAAAUAACGGCAGAAGAUCUCACACUCCGACACCGCCAUCUUCUACACCAAACCACAAAAGCAUAGCAGCAAUUGAUGAACAAAAUGAUAGCAAAAUCAGAGAAAGAAAGAAACUUCCCAGUUUUCUCAGGUGCCUGUCAUUUUGAUUAUCAUCUGAUUUUGCUGCUCAAGUCACUACCAGAGCUGGAACACUGUAUUAUGCACCAUUUUUAGAUAGCAAAAUGUUUGUGAGCAACAGUUUUUGCCAUGUUAUUAUUUUUUAUCUUCGUGA